GAAGAAGAAGUUCUUCUUCUGGAGUUCACUUGUUGAAUGACAGCAGAGAAAAGUUUGCAGAUUUCUCUGUUUUGGAACAACAUUCCUGUCCUGCGUGGAUUAUCCGUGUCCGCGUCCCCUGACUGUGAAAUCCGCCCGGAAAUAUGCGGGAUCGAACAAAGGAAUUAGGAAACAACCCGGAUGGUUCCGACGAGGACGAGGAGGGUAAAGCUCUGAUGAUCAAACCUGGAACCACUUCAGCCCGAGAUGAGAAGGAGAACGAGGUUUUCUUCAGGAAGGUGCAUGAAAUCAACGAGGGGCUGCAGAACCUCCGAAGGGUGGUGUCCCACCUGGAGAACAAGCAGAAGACGGUGCUGGGCGUGGCGCUGCCGGAGGACAGUAUGAAGAAAGAGCUGCAGACUCUGCGAGAGGAGGUGAAAACACUGGCGAGCCAGAUCCAGAGGAAGCUGAAGAGUAUUGAACCCAAGAAGACCGACGACGAUGGAAAAUACAUUCCCAUAAAUGUUCGGAUGCAGCGCACUCAACACGGCGUCCUGUCCAAGGAGUUCGUGGAGCUGAUGGGCCACUGCAACACCAUCCAGGCCCAGUACCGAGACCGCAACGUGGAGAGGAUCCAGCGGCAGCUGAAGAUCACUGGCACCAACGUGACGGACGAGGAGCUGGACACGAUGCUGGAGAGCGGCCAGACGGAUGUCUUCACGCAGAACAUCCUGAUUGAUGCUCAAGCUACGCGGCAGGCUCUCAACGAGAUCGAGUCCCGCCACGAUGAGAUCCUGAAGCUGGAGAGGAGCAUCAGAGAUCUGCACGACAUGUUCCAGUACCUGGCCAUGGAGGUGGAGGCCCAGGGGGAGAUGGUGGACCGGAUUGAGACCAACAUCAAGCAGUCCUCCAACUACGUGGAGAAAGCCAAGGAAAACACAGAGCAAGCCGUCACGUACCAGCAGAAAGCUCGCAAGAAAAAAUUCUGGAUUGCCAUCUGCUUAGCCAUCCUCAUCCUCAUCAUCGUCAUCGCCGUGGCCACCAGUUUCAGCUAGUAGCAGCGGCUGUAGGGCAGUUCGGCAGGAACGCCUCCGAUCAAAGAAAGGAAAGAUCCCAUUCGUGUAAAUACGGCAGCGUCAGAGUACACGGGUGGACUUCAUCAGUGGAUUGAUGGUUCACACUUGUCUUCCUCUAACAUGAAAAGGUGUGCAUUAGUGUCUAAACUCAACCAACAUCCUUCCCGUUUCACUGAGAACAAAUGACCUUGAAGUGUCCUUGAAGGCACGUUGCAGUAUUGAAACCCGACUCUGGCGCCGAUCAUGCUGCACUCAGGAAAACCCUCAAUCCUUGUUACGCUUCUGGAUGAAUUGGAAAUGUAAGGAACUACUUUCUAGGCAGUUACAGAGAAUAGACUAAUAUAAUUGUAAAUAACGAGUAUUGCUGGGGAUUUAUGCAGUGCGUUUCUCAAUGCCUUCAUGUAACUAUUGUACAUACAUUUCUUCUCUGGUGUGGAAUAGAACCCUCACUUGUCUCAGCACUGCACACAAGAGGCGUCAGCAGCCGCCCCCCCCUAAUUUGAACAUUAUUUUAGCUGCUAUAAACAGUUGUCACAACGGUGCCUCGUCUGUCCAACAUGAGCUGAGAUGUGCUGAUGUGCACCAACGUCAAGAAGGGAUGGAGUCGGUUCUGUUGGUCUCGGUUCUGCUUACUGGACCUGUUGGUGUUGGGAUGGAGGACAUCUGUCAGGAAAGAUGAGCCAACAGCUGGAACAAGUCCAGUUCUCCUUUAGUUUAAUUUGAAAUCAGAACUUUUCUACUGCAUCAUUUUACAUCCCUUGUUUGUUUUUAAAUAAAAUACUCUUAUUCUAUUA
Molecule: messenger RNA, 1849 nt
Organism: Cololabis saira (Pacific saury)
Lineage: Eukaryota; Metazoa; Chordata; Actinopteri; Beloniformes; Belonidae
Gene: stx4
Product: syntaxin 4
Exons: 10
Coding region: 144-1034 (296 amino acids)
Biological process (GO): vesicle fusion; intracellular protein transport; exocytosis
Cellular component (GO): plasma membrane; endomembrane system; SNARE complex
Molecular function (GO): SNARE binding; SNAP receptor activity
Source: RefSeq, a predicted model, not a curated record